Molecule: messenger RNA, 2459 nt
Organism: Folsomia candida
Lineage: Eukaryota; Metazoa; Arthropoda; Collembola; Entomobryomorpha; Isotomidae
Product: cytochrome c1, heme protein, mitochondrial
Exons: 6
Coding region: 1328-2266 (312 amino acids)
Biological process (GO): mitochondrial electron transport, ubiquinol to cytochrome c
Molecular function (GO): heme binding; electron transfer activity
Source: RefSeq, a predicted model, not a curated record
UCACUUUCCCCACUUGCUGAUCACGAUUGCUUGACUUUUAGUGCCUAGUUACCCUUAACGGUUGCGACAAAUGGUCGAGUUACAAAUAAAAUAAUUAUUUUUAAAAUAGUUGGUGUAAAAGUCCCUUACAAAUACACCAACUACUUUGACCUUUAAUAACUUUUGAACGGGCAGACAUAGAGACUUAAUUCUUAAAGAUGAAAUCAUCGUAAUUUUUAGCUUGAUUUUUUAAGCCAAAAAUUUCGAGGGUACUAUUUCGAAGAUUGAACUUGAAAUCUCCAGUGUGCAGCCCGAGUCAAGCUCGCUGUUAUCGGUCAAACCGACCAUUUUGCAUAGAAUUUUAUUGUACCAAAUACAUUUUACUAAUGCACUUUACGCCUGUUUUUUGUCAAAUAAACAAUACGUAUUAUGCAUUGGUGAAAAUUUUAACUAAAUAUAGGUUUUUAGCCUGAAUCAGGGCUUAUGUACCCGUUAUGUCCGUCUGUCCGUCUUGCGAUAACUGUCGUAAAACUAAUCGUAGCAAUAUAAAUUAAAAUAGGAAAAAUUUUCCGAGUUUAUUAAGUUCGUGUUUUGUAAUGGUUUAUAUACCAAAAAUAAAUCACAAAAUUAUAUGCACAUCGUUCAUUACGAGUCCUGCUCUCAGAAUAAUGCCAUCUUACAAGGCUCUGCAAAAUUGUUGCCUUUUUAGCCUAAGUCAGUUCUUAUGGAACCAUCAUAUCCUUCCGGAACACGAUAGCCAAAAUGGCUGAACCGAUUUAGCUGAAAUUUUCAGAACGGGUGAGACCGUAGGGCUUGAUCAAUACAGAUUUUUCAAAAAUAUGUCACUCCACAAGUUUAAAUGCAUUUGGUACAUUACAAUUUCAUGGAAAAUGGUUGGUUUGACCGACAACCACAGAGUCUGACUCGGGCUCACUGGAGAUUUCAAGUUUAAUUUUCGAAAUAGUACUCUCGAGAUUUUUAGCUUAAAAAAUCAAUAAAAAAAUUACGAUGAUUUCAUCCUCAAGAAUUAAGUCUCUAUGUCUGCCGAUUCAAAAGUUAUUAAGGGUCAAAGUAGUUGGAGACUCAAACGCCCUUUUUGAACCAACGAUUUUAAAAUGAAUUUUUAAUUUGUAACUCGACCAUUUGUCGCAACCGUUAAGGGAGACUAACGUUACCUAGAUACUUAAAGUCAAGCAAUCGUGCUUGCUGAUCUAACUAGUAGUGAGCGAGCGAGUUCAAUGAGAUGAACUCAAACCCCAACAACGCAACAAAACUGCUCGUUUAUUUUUGAGGUCUAUUUGUACGAGUUUGUGGGCUUAUCGUCACCAGUCCCUUCCAAUUUUUCGUCAUGGUUGUACCGAUAAGCCUCUUAAAAUCCACUUUAACACAAAAACCUGCUGACAUGUUGCGGAGAUGCCUUCUUUCCACGACGAGCAACAACAAUGGGAAUAAAUUUAAAAAGGCUCUAACCUGCGCACUGUUGACAGGGACUGGCGCCGGCUCCCUCCUUUUGCUCACAGCGUUAGAAAAUUCAUUCCGCACAAAUGCAUCCGAUCUCGAACUGCACCCCACCCACCUUCCGUGGAACCAUUCUGGAACGUUUCAAGCUUUUGAUCAUGCUUCAAUCCGUCGCGGAUACGAGGUGUACAAACAAGUCUGUUCUGCUUGUCAUUCAAUGCGGUUUCUCGCCUACAGAAAUCUUGUGGGUGUGUCCCAUACGGAAGUUCAAGCGAAAAUGGAGGCUGAGCAGGUCCAAGUCACCGACGGACCGAACGAGGAAGGAAAAAUGUUCCAGAGACCUGGAAAAUUGUCGGAUCGAUUUCCUUCGCCUUAUGCAAAUGACGAGGCGGCUCGUUUUGCUAACAAUGGAGCGAUUCCACCGGAUCUCUCGUACAUUACGGCGGCACGACAUGGAGGGGAGGAUUAUGUCUUUGCACUGCUCACUGGGUACUGUAACGCACCAGCAGGGAUUCCUUUGAGGGAGGGACAGCAUUUCAACCCAUACUUUCCUGGAGGUGCUAUUGGAAUGGGACAAACUUUGUUCAAUGAGGUGAUUGAAUACUCGGAUGGUACUCCAGCAACGGCGAGUCAAUUUGCUAAAGAUGUGUCCACUUUUUUGAGAUGGGCUGCCGAGCCUGAACAUGACAUCAGAAAACAAAUGGCCCUCAAGGCGACUAUGAUGUUUUCCCUCCUGGCCAUGAUAAGCUACUACUAUAAGCGUCACAAAUGGACGGUUUUGAAAUCAAGAAAACUUGAAUUCAGGCCUCGAUCAGGAAAAUCUGACUAAUAAUCAAAGAUGUCGAAGGAAAUGGUCCGAUGUGGGAAGACAAUGAUGAUCUGGGGAUGAAUAUCUACAAAAUAUUAUAAUUUCAGACAGGUUUAAUGUAAUGUUGCGUACAGGUUUAUAACUGAUGCCUUAAUUUUUGCCAUACUAUCAUUGAAUUGUGCAGAUUUAUAAUAAAAUUGCCACAAAAUGUCAA